AUGUAUCGACGAUUAAAAACUGAUGAAAAUGAUUCAUUAGAUCUCGGACCACCAAAAUGGCGUUUGGCACGGCGCCAUUUUGUCGCCGCCCUGGCGCUACUUGGUUUCGCCAACAUCUAUGCGAUGCGUGCGAAUCUGAGUGUGGCGAUCGUUGAAAUGACUACCGGUACUGAUAAGGAAGUGAAUGGCACAAAAAUACAUGUGAGUUACUGA
This is a messenger RNA of Haemonchus placei, 213 nucleotides long. Lineage: Eukaryota; Metazoa; Nematoda; Chromadorea; Rhabditida; Trichostrongylidae. The record is from the annotation of a GenBank genome assembly.